UUACUAUUUCUUGCCAUAUUCCAUUAACACAUAUCUCCAUACAUUUAUUCAACACACAAAAGUAAAACACCAAUAUUUUUUGAACAAAUUAAUUGAUCAUGUCUGCGACAAGAGUCAUCAAGCAGAUUGCAAGGUUUUCUUCACAAUAUCCGGCUUCAAACACUUCACAUCUCAGACAAUAUCAUGGCCUAUCUCCGAACUCGGGUUAUCGGUGUCUUAGCAACCACACAAGAAUGCAGAUCUAUAACACACACAAAAGAAAAUUUUCUGUUGAUAGCGGCAGUGUUCAACCUCAACCUAGUGCUCCAUUACCUCCAUCUUCAUACUUGAAGUGGAUUCUUGGAUUAGUGGCUUCAAUUGUUGUACCUUCUACAAGCGAUACAUGGGGUCCAUUUCUCCAAUUCAAAAAGGAUGUUGAUGCGGUGGUGGAAACGAUCGAAGAAAUGGUGGAGGUUGUAGAGAAAGUGGCGGAGAUAGUUGAUAAGGUGGCGGAGGAGAUCUCCGAGGAUAUGACGGAAGGCCAGAAACUGAAGAAAGUGGUGGAUCAUUUGGAGGAUGUGGCUGAAGCUACAGCUCAAGAUGCCCGGACAGUUGGAGAUGCCAUUGACAAGUUUCAAGAAGUGGAAGGGAAGAUCGAAGGGAUAAUUGGUAUAAAUGAUGAAGCCAGUUAACGAUGAAAUUGUAAUAUUAAUUAAUUGUGACUUACAUGUAUCUGACCAGUAGCUAGGCUGGAAUUCCGUCUUAGUUAUUAAGUCAUUAUUAUUAAUUGUACAUAUAAAGAAUUCCAUAUGAUAGAAUCACGUGUUCCCUUUC
Molecule: messenger RNA, 813 nt
Organism: Salvia hispanica
Lineage: Eukaryota; Viridiplantae; Streptophyta; Magnoliopsida; Lamiales; Lamiaceae
Source: RefSeq, a predicted model, not a curated record